AUGAAUGCAGAGGCUAUCAGGAGUCGCAUCGUCGCGACCCUGUCCCCGGAGACCAACGUGCGACGGGCUGCCGAGUUGGAGCUGAAGCAGGCUGAGUCCCACGCUGGCUUUUGCGACGUUCUUCUCGAUAUCCUCGCCAACGAGACAGAAGAUGCUGUCAGGCUAUCAUCCGUCAUUUACCUCAAGAACCGAACGAAUCGUGCGUGGGCAAAAAGCGACCACUGGCCCGAUGAGCCAGUUCUAGCCGAAGAUGAAAAGCAGAGAUUUCGCGACCGCAUCUUGCCCAUUCUGGCCGCCUCGCAUGGCCCCGUCCGCCAGCAGCUUCUGCAGAUGAUCCAGCGCAUCCUGCAUUUUGAUUUCCCAGGAAAGUGGCCCAGCUUCCUCGACGUCACCCUGCAACUACUCCACGCCGACACCGCGCCUGCUGUCCUGGCUGGUCUGCAGUGCUUACUCGUCACUUGCCGCGCCUACCGCUUCAAGGGCAACCAGGACCCCAGCAAGAACGAGUUUGAGAAGAUUGUUGAGGCCAGCUUCCCUCGCCUUUUGCAAGUAUGCAACGAGCUGGUUGGUCAGGAUAGCGAAGAGGCUGGUGAGAUGCUUCACAUUGCCCUCAAGGCUUACAAGCAUGCCACAUGGCUGGAAUUGCCCAGCUUUCUCAGACAACGCGACGUCAACAUUGGCUGGUGUACAGUAUUUCUCCACACGAUUUCCAAGGCCGCACCUCCCGCGGCCAUGUCGGACGAUUUAGAUGAGAGAGAGCGCCACCACUGGUGGAAGGCCAAGAAGUGGGCUUACUUCAACCUGAACCGUCUUUGGAUCCGACAUGGCAACCCGACUGCCGUCUCGACGCAGAGUGAGGAGCUCAAGGCCUUUGCCAAGGAUUUUACAAACACGAUCGCACCUGAAAUUAUGAAGCACUAUCUCCAGGAGGUUGAGAAAUGGGUUGCCAAGACUGCCUGGCUCAGCAAGCCUUGUCUGUCCUACACUCUCGUCUUCCUUGACGAAUGUUGCCGACCCAAGGAGAUGUGGGCUCACCUGAAGCCGCACUUGACCAAUCUAGUUACCCACCUAGUGUUCCCCGUCCUGUGCCUUACUUCGGAGGACGUUGAGAAGUUCGAGGACGAGCCCGAAGAGUACCUACACCGAAAACUGAGUUUCUACGAAGAAGUCUCGUCACCCGAUGUGGCUGCUACGAACUUCCUGGUCACUUUGACCAAGGUCAGGAGAAAGCAGACGUUCGAGUUGUUGCAAUUCAUCAACAGUGUGGUCAAUGAAUAUGAGGCUGCUGCUGCGGAUGCGAAGAACCACAUCGCCAAGGAGGGUGCCCUGCGCAUGAUCGGCACCCUGGCACCAGUCCUCCUCGGCAAGAAGAGCCCGAUUGCGGAUCAGGUCGAGUACUUCCUCGUGCGAUACGUUUUCCCCGACUUCAAGAGCACACAGGGAUAUCUUCGCGCCAGAGCCUGCGAUACUAUUGAGAAGUUUGAACAACUGAACUUUAAGGACCAGAACAACUUGCUUAUAAUCUACCGCCACAUUCUGGAUUGUAUGGCCGAUACGGACCUGCCCGUCCGCGUCACGGCUGCUUUGGCUCUGCAGCCUCUCAUCAGACAUGAUACGAUUCGAAUCAGCAUGCAGCAAAGUAUUCCUACCAUCAUGCAGCAACUGCUGAAAUUGGCCAAUGAGUGCGACAUUGACGCACUGGCUAACGUGAUGGAGGACUUCGUUGAGGUAUUUGCUGCCGAACUGACUCCAUUUGCCGUGGCUCUGAGCGAGCAACUGAGAGAUACGUAUCUGCGCAUCGUCCGUGAACUCUUGGACAAGAACGCCGCCAAGGGUGACGAUGAUGAGUAUGGUGACUACCUGGACGAUAAGAGCAUCACUGCGCUUGGUGUUUUGCAGACUAUCGGCACCUUGAUCCUGACUCUGGAGAGCACACCAGAUGUUCUCCUCCACAUUGAAGCAGUGCUUAUGCCAGUCAUUGAGAUCACCUUGGAGAACAAGCUUUAUGACCUGUACAACGAAGUAUUUGAAAUCAUUGACUCGUGCACAUUCGCUGCCAAGAGCAUUUCGCCCACCAUGUGGCAAGCUUUCGAAUUGAUCCACCGCACAUUCAAGUCCGGUGCCGAGCUCUAUCUCGAGGACAUGCUCCCAGCACUGGACAACUUUGUGCAGUACGGUGCUCCCCAUCUUGCACAGAAGCCCGAAUAUGUCAAUGCACUGUUCGGCAUGGUUCAGGAUCUUUUCGACGACCCUAAGGUGGGUGGCGUCGAUCGUAUUUGCGCUUGCAAGCUGGCCGAGGCUAUCAUGCUCAGCCUGCGUGGUCACAUCGACCAAUGCGUUAGUGGCUUCAUUUCCAUGGCCAUGGCGGUUCUCAACGGACACGAGAUCAAAGUCAAGUCCUACAAGAUCCACUUGAUGGAAAUGAUCAUCAACGCUAUCUACUACAACCCUGUCCUGGCGCUGCAUGUGCUCGAAAGCAACGGAUGGACAAACAAGUUCUUCAGCUUGUGGUUUGGCAACAUGGAUGCAUUCAGCCGAGUGCACGACAAGAAGCUCUGCAUUGUUGCCAUUGUUGCUCUGCUUCAACUCAACCCCGACCAGAUUCCUCAGAGCGUACAAACUGGCUGGCCAAGACUACUUCAAGGCGUAACGAUUCUCUUCCGGACGUUGCCGAGCGCAAUGAAGAACAGAGACGAUGCAUUGAAGGAUGAUUACACCUAUGAUGCUGGCAGUUACGAUUAUGAUGACGAAGACGAGUGGGCUGAGGAGGAUACCAACUGGCAGUUGGAGGAGAAGCCCGAGGAAGAGCCCCAAGAAGGCCGUGACGAGAGCACAGCCUAUCUGGAGUUCCUCAAUGAGGAGGCUGCGAAAUUCAGCCGCCUGGAAAACCAGUACCGGGAUGCCGAAGACUCUGAUGAUGACCUCGGUGAGGACAGUGUUCUGCUCGAGUCUCCGCUCGAUAAGCUUGAACCCUAUCAGCUUUUCAGACUUGCAUUGUUGAAAUUGCAACAGGAGCAACCACAGCUCUACGGAACACUUACUGCACCGCUUACGGCUGAUGACCAGGCCGUCAUCCAGAGCGCAGUUCACCAAGCAGAAGUCAAUGAACAGGCUGCUAUCCAGCUUGCGGCACAAGCAGCACAGAACCCUCAAGGUCUCCCAGCUAACGGAGGAGUAAAUUAG
This is a messenger RNA of Pestalotiopsis fici W106-1, 3183 nucleotides long. RefSeq lists its product as uncharacterized. Gene Ontology annotation, molecular function: small GTPase binding. Lineage: Eukaryota; Fungi; Ascomycota; Sordariomycetes; Amphisphaeriales; Sporocadaceae. The record is from RefSeq and is a predicted model, not a curated record. Gene Ontology annotation, cellular component: nuclear envelope; cytosol. The coding region runs from base 1 to 3183 and encodes 1060 amino acids. The transcript is spliced from 6 exons. Gene Ontology annotation, biological process: protein import into nucleus.